GCCGCUGUUGAUGCAGCAGAUGUUGGUGCAGCAGAUGAUGAUGCCUCAGAUGAUGAUGCCUCAGAUGAUGAUGCAGCGGGUGGAGCUAUGGAAGAGAAAACGGUGAUGAAUGUACCGAUUGUACUUCAGAUACCUCUGAGGACGCUGUUGCAGGGUAUACCGAAAAAUCCAAAACCCAAAGGAUAUGGAAUCAUUCUCCGAUGGAAAGAUUCUUAG
This is a messenger RNA of Echinostoma caproni, 216 nucleotides long. The record is from the annotation of a GenBank genome assembly. Lineage: Eukaryota; Metazoa; Platyhelminthes; Trematoda; Plagiorchiida; Echinostomatidae.